AUGUUUAUGAAAAUCACCGAAUCUUCUUCGACCUCCUCGUCUGGAUCCACUGGAUAUUCUCCGUUCGAAGGAGGCGCUGCCGCCGCGGAGCCUCCAAAAUGGGUGGGAUCCGCCGAGUUCGGGCUCUUCGUCGCCGAGAUCGCCAUCAACAUUUUCACAGUUUUGCUCAACACCGUCGUCUGUUUCGUGCUCUGGCGGGCUGUCAAACCUGAGUAUAAGGUGAGAAAUGGGGAGGGAAAGAAAAAAGGAUAAGAAGAGCUAGUUUUUUAGGCGUGCUUCUACAUCAUCAUGCGAUCUUUCAACUGUUUCGUGGCUCUCAAUGCGCUGGGCACUCUCAUUGUUAUCAUGAACAGACAGGUAAUUGGGGUGAUUUCAUAUGUUUGUUUCGUCUUAAACUCAGAAAAACGUGUAUCCAUGCUUUCUUUCUAGCCAACUGAACUACCGUAGUGUAAUAGAAAGGCACCCCGACACCGUUUAUUCAAGACGCUAUAUCUCAGCUGCCAGUGGAGACAUCAAAAAGUUGUCAACAGAUAAAGUGUACACCACUUCUUACUGAGCGUUUUGUUAGUUGACCACUUUUUGAUAUCUUAAACGAUACUUGAGAUAACUAGUCUUGAAUAAAAGGUACGGGAGUUUCUCACUUUUGAACUCAUCAAACAUUACAAGAGCUGUUGUUGACCCAAAAGAACGUACCUUUUCUAGGACUCGGACUUUGUCGAGUGCUGGUGGAUCCAGGGAAUCUUCAUUGUGAACAUGUUCACGUGCAUCGCCUCCUCCAUCUGGCUCUUCUACGCCGGCCUCAAUCGAAUGAUGGUCCUUGUCUAUCCUGGAAAGAUCAUCAAGGCGUGGGGAUGGUAAUUUCUUCUUCUUUGUGCAUCUUCGAUCCCGUCUUUUCUGCAGCUGGAUAGUCCGUGUUACCCUGCUGCUUGUCUCGCUGCUCGCCCUCGGCCUCUCGAUUGUUUACCAAAAGUUUUGCGGAAUGUACACCCGUUACGACGCCGUUACCAACACGAUCCAAGUGGUCGCCGAUAACAUGGCCGAGGUUAGAAAGCCAUUUCUUUGCUUCCUUCCAGACAAUCCGAUUUGCAGCCGCUGACGAUCGCCGUCUACGUUUUCCCGCUCUCUUCUCUGGCGUUCUACGCGGUCGCCUACAACAAUCUGCAGAAGAAGCGGCUUCUGGUGACCAGCGACAAGACGAAGGCGAUCAUUGACAAGGCGGAGCGGCGAACCCUCAAGAUCGGAAUGAUGAUCAUGUGUACCUACGCCCUCUCGCUCUUCGUUCACAUCUUACUCACCUACUUCUGCACCGACGAAACGUUCAGUUCCAUCUAUAAUCGCAUCGAUGAAAUCGUCUCGUGCGCCCCUCAAAUCGCCCUUCCGCUGGCCCUUCUCAGUUGCAAUCACAAGUUGUUCCGAAUGGUAAUCGUUCGUUCUGCAAUCGGACAAUAUUACUUCUCUUUUUUCAGCGCAAGUUGUCAUCGGCCGUCUCUUCUCAAACCGGCACCCUUCAGGACAUUUACCCGAAGGACACGUUCAUGUCCGAGGGGAAAUCGUCGAAGGUUCACAUGGACAAGAAGAUGUCCACCGCUUCUAAUUGA
This is a messenger RNA of Caenorhabditis sp. 36 PRJEB53466, 1598 nucleotides long. The record is from the annotation of a GenBank genome assembly. NCBI's taxonomy places the organism in Eukaryota, Metazoa, Nematoda, Chromadorea, Rhabditida, Rhabditidae.